Messenger RNA from Gavia stellata (red-throated loon), 315 nucleotides. RefSeq names its product feather keratin Cos1-1/Cos1-3/Cos2-1-like. Bases 1 to 315 code for a protein of 104 amino acids. The transcript has a single exon. Lineage: Eukaryota; Metazoa; Chordata; Aves; Gaviiformes; Gaviidae. The record is from RefSeq and is a predicted model, not a curated record. Gene Ontology annotation, cellular component: intermediate filament. Gene Ontology annotation, molecular function: structural constituent of cytoskeleton.
AUGUCCUGCUACAACCAGUGCCAGCCCUGCCUGCCGUGUCAGCCCUGCUGCCCGACCCCGCUGGCCAACAGCUGCAACGAGCCCUGUGUCAGGCAGUGCCAGAACUCCACCGUCGUCAUCGAGCCCUCCCCUGUGGUGGUCACCCUGCCCGGACCCAUCCUCAGCUCCUUCCCACAGAACACCGUUGUGGGAUCCUCCACCUCCGCUGCUGUUGGCAGCAUCCUCAGCUGUCAGGGAGUGCCCAUCAACUCCGGGUGCUGUGACCUCUCCUGCUUCGGCAGCCGCUACUGCGCCAGACCAUGCCUCCCCUGCUAA